UACUGUACUGCUAAUACUUUUUUUUUUAAAUAAAUAAAUAAAGACAUUACACAAAAAAGCUGGAGAAACUCCUUCUUAACAAUUAGUAGACAUUGGUAGGCGACAGUUUUUCUUUAUUUCAAAGAUAAACUUUAUUCAAAGAAUCCUAAAUCUGAUCUGUUAACUUGAGUUUAGUUUAUCGUCACGUGUACCGUGGUAGAGUGAAACAUCGUCCAGUCAGCGGAAAGACUGUAUGAUUACAAUCCAGCAACUCGCAGUGAACAAAUACGUGUGAAAGGGAAGAACCUGAAAAAUGAAUGCUAAAUGAAGUCCAGUCGAGUCCAUUGAAGCGUAUAGCAUAGUGAAAGGCUUGGAUAGAGUUGAUGUGGGGAGGAUGUUUCCACUGGUGGGAGAUUCUAGGACGUGAGGUUAUAACCUCGGAAUCAUAGCCUGAGAAUUUAUUUAGUCAGAGGGUGGUGAAUCUGUGGAAAUAUUUGCCAUAGAAAAUUGUGGACGCCAAGUCCAUGUAUAUUUAAAAAACACAAAUCGAUAGAUUCUUAAUUAGUACGAAUGUCAUGGGAAUUGGGUUAGGGGGGGGGAGAGAUAGAUCAGUCAUGAUUGAAAGUCGGAAAAGGCGAUCAGCCGAAUGGCCUAAUUCUCCUUUGAGCUUGUUUGUCGAUUUUUGUGGCUUGAUGCUACGUGAGUACUUCCUCAGUUUCUCCAGUAAGGCUGAAACUAACUUCUGCAUUCCAGUCCAGCUUCCGGAGAGGAACCCGCGGCAGCACUUGAACAGGUUCAGAAUAUCGUUCCCCCACAGAUAUCACCGCUGGCAUUGGAGUCGACUCUGGGAUUUGUUCAAGGCGGCGGCACAUCAGAGCUCCCGGCGCGGGGCUUGUGUCAGUCCGGUGAGGGUCAGCGUCUGACUUCAGCGCUUACAGUGCAGGAGGGGGCUCCCAGGGAGACAGUUCGGCCCAUCGUCAACGCUGCAACCCCCCUACAGCUACAGACGGACGCUUCCUCGACCGGUCACUGGCGUUCCUGUGUCUCCAAUCCUAGUGCAGUGAUGAGUGGAACCUUGCAACUGGCCACUCUGGGCCGGCCUUUCCAGCUGGGAAUGCUGUACGACUGCCGCUCAGACACUCUGAUCCCAGGCGUCACAUUGUGGGACUUGCAGACGUUGCAGAACAACCUUGAUCGCCGUGACCAGCCCAGCACUGAGUUUCGCAUCAUUGCAUCAGACUCCAUGGAGAAGAAAGCCGCUGGUCUCAAUGUGUCAGGAUCACUGAAGGCGAGUUUCCUGGGUGGGUUAGUGGAGGUGAAAGGGUCGGCAAAAUAUCUCAGCAACACCAAGGAAUCAAAGCAACAAGCACGAGUUACCCUUCAGUACAAAGCAACAACCAGGUUUGACCAACUGACGAUGAGUCACUUAGGGAGACAGAAUAUUACCUACCCGAGUGUGUUUGAUGAGGGCUCAGCCACCCAUGUCAUUACAGCAGUGCUGUAUGGGGCCCAGGCCUUCUUUGUGUUUGACCAAAUGGCUUCAUCAACAGAGAAGAUGCAGGAUAUUCAGGGUAACAUGGAGGCAACGAUUAAACUUCUUCCUCAGAUUGCGAUUGAGGGCGAGGCCUCCCUAGAAAUGACAGAAGAACAAAAGUCACUUGCCGAGAAAUUUAGCUGCACGUUUUAUGGCGAUUUCUCACUAAGCAACAAUCCCACCACCUUCAAAGAAGCCAUCAAUAUCUACGCAAAACUUCCAAACCUCCUGGGUCCAGGUGGAGAACAUUCAGUGCCCAUUAGAGUCUGGCUCUAUCCCCUCAAUAAACUCGACUCAAAAGCUGCCCAGCUGGUGAGAGGGAUCAGCGUGGGACUGGUCAAUCGCUGCCAGUGUGUCCUAGAACAGCUCAGUGAGGCCGUCAGGAGGUGCAAUGACCUGAUGAAAGACAGUGUCGCAGAUCAGUUUCCUGAGAUCAGGCAAAUGUUACAGCAAGUCCGAGAGAUGUGUCUGGAGUACACACAGGUUUUCCAGGAAAACGUAGCGGCUGUUUUGCCGUCCAUUCGGGGCGGCAGGGAGGAGGAAGGGUUACUAGCAAAUAUACUAAAUAACACGGAAAAGUCACCAUUCAAACACCGGUCACUGACCACGUGGCUGGAUGACGAGGAACGAGAGAUGAAGGUAGUGAGACGCUACCUCAGCUUAUUUAAAGAUGUACCUAUUGUGAAAUCAAAGGGCGAGUUGGAUGACAAAUUGAUGGAACUAGCAACAGAUUAUGUUGUCUGCUUCACGUUUACAACAUUACAUCGGGAGGACUUCUACCUGUCAGAGGCAAACACCUACCUCCGAUCUAUCACAGCUACAAAAAUGCAGCUACCACCUUCUGCUGACGGAGCCUGUGCAACAGGACACAGCGAGCACUGGUUUAACUCACGGUCUGUCUCCCAGAAAAUGAAGGAGCAAUCCCAAUCAUUCCUAGAUUUUGCCACAGCCAAUAAAGCAGAUGAAAAAGUAAAAUUCCUUGUUAGUUCUGUGCAGAAUGACAGCAUCGUGGGAGCAUCCAUUUACCUGUAUGAGGGAGAGUUUCUGGAGAACGAGAGCUUUGUUCCUCCGUCACAGCCCGAGAUACCUACACUUAGUGGAACAACACAUGACAGUGUUACUCUGCAGUUACAGCCACCAACAUUUGGUACCGGUGAGAUUGUGGGCUACAAGGUAGAGUACCGAGGUAGCCAGCAGGAGGAAUGGACAAUUCUGGAUACACCUGAUCAAUGCCACUCCUUCACAAUACCUGGGUUAGAGCCACACCAGGAGUAUCACUUCCGAUACAGAGCAGUGACCAAGGUAGGGGUCAGCAAGGCUAGUGAGAGCUACAGGGGCAUCACCCGGCCAGCAAGUCCACCUGGUAAACCAGUCUUCCAGGAUUGUUCAUCCAGCCCAAUACGGCACUGGAAUGAACCAAAUCAGAUUGGAGCUGAUGUUGAAAUAUUUUGGUACAGAAUUGAAUAUAGAGAAGAACCAUCAAUUAAAACAAACAUGGGGGGUAAGUUAUGGGAAGAGGUUAAGUCAUCCGACACACAAUGCCACUAUCGCAUAGUGGGAUUGAAACCCGAGACCAUCUACAGAGUCCGAGUGUCUGCUGACUGUGGAGAAGCGGGAUCUAGUGCCGAAAGUGAGGAGGCUUUAAUAGAAAUAGAAAUUGCCCCAAACAGAAUAGCCGUGGAUCUUCUAGGAGAAACGCAAUUAAUAUCCAGAGGAAACCCUUCCGUUUACAAGCUAAACCUGCAGAAGGAGGUGGUUAAUGAUUCCAGACAGUUUGUUAAAUUCUCCUUCGGAAAACACACAACAGCACACAAAAUGAAAACCUUUAUGGUUCUGGGAGCAACUGGGUCAGGAAAGACGACCCUCAUCAAUGGGAUGAUCAACUACAUCUUGGGCGUGGAAUGGGGAGACAACUUCAGAUACAAGUUAAUACAGGAAGACACAGGUAAAUCCCAGGCUGAGAGUCAGACAUCCUCCAUCACUGCCUACCAGCUCCACCAUCAGGAAGGAUUUAACAUCGAUUACUCUCUGACCAUCAUUGACACGCCAGGAUUCGGGGACACCAGGGGCAUCUUCCGGGAUAAACAGAUCACUGAUGAUAUCCGCGAGUUCUUCACUUCCACACAGGGCGUUGAUCAGGUCAACGCUGUCUGUUUUGUUGUUCAGGCCGCCCUGGCUCGCCUGACUCCGACACAGAAAUAUGUCUUUGAUUCGAUUCUUUCUAUCUUUGGCAAGGAUAUUGCAGAGAACAUUAGGAUCUUUGUGACAUUCGCAGAUGGAGAGCGCCCCCCCAUUCUGGAUGCCUUGAAUGUAGCUGAGGUACCGUGUCCCAAAGACGAGUCAGGUAUGCCAAUGUACUUCAAGUUUAACAAUUCAGCCAUUUUUGCACAGCGUCCAAUAUCUGAAAACACGGGCAAUUUGGGGACAUCCGGUGACAGCAGGAAAGAGGAAGAUGAUAAUAAUAACUUUGCUGCAAUGAAUUGGAAUAUGGGAGCAAACAAUAUGAAGAAAUUCUUCACAGCUCUGAACACGAUGGAAGCAAAAAGCUUGCGUUUGACCAGGGAGGUUCUGAAGGAACGUAAGCAGUUGGAGGCUAUUGUGGAGGGAUUGCAGAUUCAGGUCAAAGCAGGACUGACCAAACUGGACGAACUCAGGAAGACGCAACAGGUUUUGGAUCAAAACCAGGUCAAUCUGGAUGCAAAUAAAGAUUUUGAGUAUGAAGUUAAUGUUGUUGUUAAAGAAAGGAAAUGGAUUCCUUACCUUUCCAACAACUGUGAGCAAUGUGACUUCACCUGCGACGCUCCUUGUUUAGUUGCUGUCCAGUCACUUGGGAAUUGGUGCACAUCGAUGGACUCAUCGGGAAACUGCACAGUCUGUCCACUGAAAUGUGGCUGGGCCGAUCACAAAACACAAUUUAGCAGGGUUAUCUGCAAAACAAAAAAGGAAACAAAGACAUACAAUGAGCUGAAAGAAAGGUAUGAGAAGGCCCAUGGUGUGAAGAUGAACCAACAGAAAGUCAAGCAGUCACUUGUGCGGGAGUUUGAUGAGGUUGGAGGCAAAGUGCUGGAGCUGAUUCAACAAUUACCCAGGAGCCAUAAACGACUUAAUGAAAUAGCUCUGAGACCAAACCCAUUAUCCACCCCAGCCUACAUUGACCUCAUGAUUCUGGAUGAGAAAAAUGGUGCGAAUCCUGGCUAUAUGGGUCGAAUUGAGGCAUUGACGACUGUAAAGAAUAUGGCUGAGUUACAGGAAAAAGUAGCGAAAAAUGAGAAGUUGUUACCAGAGCAGCCGAAGGAAGAUUCAGUACGAAUGACAAGUGCUGCAACUAAACAAAUCUUUUCUAAUGUGUUGAACUGGUUCACUCUAUAAGUAGCUGACAAACAUUUCAGCCGUUCGUUAGUUGGGAAACAGCCGUUUCACUUAUCCAACGGAUCAACCCCGUUCUCAGACCCACUCUUUCUCCUCCCCCACCUGCCCACAUCCUUACACAGCACAGCUUCCUUCCUCAAUAGCACCCCAACCUCACCCAGCUGGGUGCCACUCCCCUCGCUCUGCGUCAAUCACCACUUGAGGGUCACAUGCCCUUGCUUGUCAUCCCAGUCCCACGCCGUUGCUUCUGGACCGCACCAAAUAUCUAUUCACAUCUACCACCCCCCCCCCCCCCCCCCCCCCCCCCCCCCCCCCCCCCCCACCACUCGGCAGACUCAGCUGGAUCAGAGAGCAUGUAUCCUCAGUACACACGAUGCCACGACCUCCACCCCUUACCCCCUCCUUAAUCACCCACUCUCUCCGUGCGGUCUGACGGCACAUAUCCCCCUCCAGGGACAUAGGAGGAGAAACAUUCUCCCAGCUCUAUCCCCCUCAUUAGUCAUAGUCGGAGUCUAUCCCAUGAGCUGUUGGGAGGUAAAGUAUUCCCACACAUGAUCCGCUGGGAAUCUGACCAGCCCCGUCCAGCCUCAAGCCAAGAGAUAAAGUGCGGUCAGACCUCGCCUGGAGUCGCCAUUGUGACGGUAAACACUCAGAGGAACUUCUCCAACUCACUGACACAUAUUCCCGGGCAGGUUGAGAUUUGGGGCUCACCAACAGCAUGAGAAGGACCAUUAAUAUGGAGCAAGACAUCAGCGAGCUCCCUCCUUCACUCUCCGUGUGCUCACCACUCAGGGGUCAGCAUCUUCCAUGUCCUCGGCACCAUCACCAGAUGGACGAUCGACCUUCACCAUGGAGAACCAGCCUCAGGGAAAAGCCAACCAUAUGCCCCCAUCAGCACUGAAACCAUCUGCAAGUGGGACCCUAAGGCACCAGACAUCAAUAUAGAGUGGGUGGCAUCUACUCAAUAUCGCCGUCAUUUGAAUGUGAUUCAGUACAGAUUACAUUGUGGUGUUUAUAGGGGGCCAGGCCAACUGGUUAAAGGAAAACAUUAGUUGGACCAGUGGACUACCCUUCCACAGACACAAUGGACUGAAUGGCCUUCUCCCGCGUGGUGGCUAUCCCGGACUGCACCAGACCUGUUCUUGAGCUUUUAGUCCUACUUCACCUUGACGUGAGCUUCCGGUUCCAUGGAUAUUCCAUUACAGAUGUCUUGUUCUACCUCCGGGACAAGGGAUACAAGCAUCGAUGAAACAGAGGUGUAGGAAGGAAUUGCAGAUGUUGCUUUAAACCGAAGAAAGACACAAAAUGCUGGAGUAGCUCAGUGGGACAGGCGGCAUCUCUGGAGUGGGGAAUGGGUAAUGUUGCUGGUCCAGACCCUUCUUCAGACUAGUCAGGGGAAAGGGAAACGAGAUAUAUAGACAGUGAUAUGGAGAUAUAUAGAACAGUAAAUUAAAGAUAUUUUAAAAAGUAAUGACGAUAAAUGGAACAGGAGAGAACGAGAACCUUGUGCGACAUGUGUCGGGGAAGGGUGGAGAGAGAGAGGGAAUGCAGGGGUUACUUGAAGUUCGAGAAAUCAAAAUUGAUACCACUGAUUUGGAAGCUGCCCAAGUCAAAUAUGAGAUGCUGUUCCUCCAAUUUGCGAUUGGCUUCACUCUGACAACGGAGGUGGCUGAGGAUGGAAAGGUCAGUGUGGGAAGUGAAGAGGAAUCCCUUCAGAGGAUAAUUAUCCAUUUCAGAUUCCAUCCACAUCCCAUGGUUACAGAAAGAGAUUGGUCCCCAAUGGGUCCUAUCCAUUUGUUGGCUACAUCCUAAAUGCUUUGGUGUAAUCCUUAAUCAUGUCAGCAGUGAUAUUCUGUGCCCCCAUUUGGUUUGUAAGCAUUUUUUACGUAUUGUCCAAUACUCAUUUUUUAUUCCAUAUUCUCCCUUUUCUUCAUUCCUUGUCAACAUUUGUCUUCCAAAAGCAAUAGGAUAAAUGUCGAACAUCAAUAGCUCCCUUCUUCAAAGUAAUGUAGUAGGGGUGAGAAAUAUGGAGAGAAAGUGGGGGGAGACACUCAAUAGACUUUGUCCCGCCCCAUUCCUUCAUCAACCUUUUUCCCUCCUAUUAUGAAACAUCGUCUAUCCACGUCCCACUGAGAUGCUGCUUGACCUGCGGAGUUACUCCAGCAGUUAUUGUUCGACUCAUUAUCCUUUCAAAAGUAACGUGUAAAUGUUCAAUGAUCUUAUUAUAUUCCGUUGAUGCUACUGCAUAUUCAAGCAUGUAUCGCUGGUAGACAUUGCAUUGUAAUGAAUAUAUGGCUUAAUCCAAAUAAGCUAUUUUUUAAAUUAACAAUUAUAGAUGCGCUGGGUUUGAUUAAUGUGUACAAACUCUGAUGAUUCGUUGGGAAGUUAGGUUCGUGCUCUGGGACAAAUGAGUAGGCUCAUCAGAAGCUACAAAUCAACACACCCUAUUGAGUAUUGAUCAGGAUAUCUGACAACUGGGAGAUAGAACAAAGUAAAUGUAUCCAUCAGGGAAUACAACUAAGGGAAAGGUGACGAGAAGACAGAGACAGAAAGAGUGACAACAGAAGGAGGAAAAGUUGAUGGUGAAAUAAAGAAGGGCAAGCGACUCAACAGAGGAGGGUGUUAAACAGGAAUAGAGGGAAAGGAGUCAGACAGAGAGAGACGUCGGAACCACAUGCGUCAGGGAAUGGGAGAAACAUUAGGGAAAGAGGGAAGUGUUGGUGAGGAGGAAAGACGAUGGAGAGAGACAACGAGAGGGUGAGAGGUGACAGAAUGGAGGCAGAACCAACGGGGAGAUAGGAAUGCGAUGGUGAUGAAAAGAAGUGAGCAGAGUAAAGGACAGCGAGAGGCAAUGGAGAGGAGCAGAGAAAGUGGUAGAGAGAUCACGGAGGGGGUGGGGGUGGGUAGCGGUGAUCGAGAGAGUCAGGGAUGUGGUGACGCUAACAGAGGAGGAGAUAGGCAACAUGAAGUGGGGCAAUGGGAGAGGCAACAGGGAGUGAGGAAAUGGGAUAUGUGACAGAGAGUGGGGCAAUGGGAUUGGUGACAGUGGGGCAAUGGGAGAGGUGACACAGUGGGGCAAUGGGAGAGGUGACACAGUGGGGCAAUGGGAGAGGUGACACAGUGGGGCAAUGGGAGAGGUGACACAGUGGGGCAAUGGGAGAGGUGACACAGUGGGGCAAUGGGAGAGGUGACACAGUGGGGCAAUGGGAGAGGUGACACAGUGGGGCAACGGGAGAGGUGACACAGUGGGGCAAUGGGAGAGGUGACACAGUGGGGCAAUGGGAGAGGUGACACAGUGGGGCAAUGGGAGAGGUGACACAGUGGGGCAAUGGGAGAGGUGACACAGUGGGGCAAUGGGAGAGGUGACACAGUGGGGCAAUGGGAGAGGUGACACAGUGGGGCAAUGGGAGAGGUGACAGUGGGGCAAUGGGAGAGGUGACACAGUGGGGCAAUGGGAAAGGUGACACAGUGGGGCAAUGGGAGAGGUGACACAGUGGGGCAAUGGGAGAGGUGACAGUGGGGGCAAUGGGAGAGGUGACAGUGGGGCAAUGGGAGAGGUGACAGUGGGGCAAUGGGAGAGGUGACACAGUGGGGCAAUGGGAGAGGUGACACAGUGGGGCAAUGGGAGAGGUGACACAGUGGGGCAAUGGGAGAGGUGACACAGUGGGGCAAUGGGAGAGGUGACACAGUGGGGCAAUGGGAGAGGUGACACAGUGGGGCAAUGGGAGAGGUGACACAGUGGGGCAAUGGGAGAGGUGACACAGUGGGGCAAUGGGAGAGGUGACACAGUGGGGCAAUGGGAGAGGUGACACAGUGGGGCAAUGGGAGAGGUGCCCGAUGGAGUCAAAAGAGGGAAAUAGAAGAUGUAGUACAGACCCGAACUACACAUUUCUUCCAGAACCAAGUAAUCUCUUCCCCUGAUUUACUUUGUAGUUGUGCAGUAAUCAAAUAAUAAAUGAUUCAUAAAAUGAAAUAAAAUGCUUGACGCUCUCAA
Messenger RNA from Leucoraja erinaceus (little skate), 8876 nucleotides. RefSeq lists its product as uncharacterized. The coding region runs from base 1043 to 4882 and encodes 1279 amino acids. NCBI's taxonomy places the organism in Eukaryota, Metazoa, Chordata, Chondrichthyes, Rajiformes, Rajidae. Gene Ontology annotation, molecular function: protein binding; GTP binding. The record is from RefSeq and is a predicted model, not a curated record. The transcript is spliced from 3 exons.